CGCCAUCUUUAUUCUUGGGUACCUCGAAGCCUCUGUUAUAUUGUUUAGGAAUUUCUUUCACUCUUCGUGACCUAAAAUCGACGAAAAAAAGCCGUUCUAUGAGUUGCAGACUUUGAAAAUGUUUCCUUAUUAUGAAUACAAUGUUUAGCAAUGGAUGAUUUUGUAUUUGCAACGUAAUAUAAUUACAAUCAAAACUGUCUACGCCUACGAUUUUGUUCGAGUGUCGAUCAAAUUCCGAAUCCUAGAUUAUUGGCGAAUCGAUAUCAGUCUCCUGUGGCCUAGUUACUCUGACUGUUGUUUCUGAUUACUGUGGGAAGAGCUAUAGGAGUUGUUUUACUGAUUCGAACGAUCCGACUCUUAGGUAGGUCAUUGUGAACUAUGGGAAAUACAGCAGGCAAAAGAGACAAGGACGGACCACCAAGCUCUCCAAAGGAAUCCCCAAAUACUUUUGAUUUCAAGCCAGGACAAACUCAUCUUUUGUCUGAUGAUAGUUUUGAGUUUCCAAAUCAGGAUUUUCCACGUAGACCUCGAGCCAGUACUAUAUCUCAGUCGUCAAUACAGUCUAAUGCUUUACCAACUGUCUUCAGAUAUGAAGGCAAUGCAAAGAACGCCAAGGUUGUCUAUUUAUCAGGGACUUUCAACAACUGGGCGAAAAAAAUUCCUCUGGUGAAAAGUCAUGGUGACUUUACGGUGAUCCUGGAACUACCUGAAGGUGAACAUCAGUAUAAAUUCCAUGUGGAUGGUAACUGGGUUCAUGAUCCUACUGUGCCAACUUGUGUGAACGAUCAUGGAACCUAUAAUAAUGUGAUUAAAGUACAGAAGUCUGAUUUUGAAGUGUUUGAAGCUUUAGCUAUUGAUUCUGUGAACAGCGGCACAUCAGCCAGAGUUCCCAGUUCCAGUCUUUGGGCAGAUGUUUCCGGCUCUCCACCUGGUGAUUACAAUACAGAUAUACCGUCUCGGAGAUUGCAAGAAAAAUCAUCAGGACCGCCCAUUUUACCACCACAUUUAUUGCAAGUUAUACUCAACAAAGAUAUAGCCUUGCAGUGUGAGCCAUCGUUACUACCUGAACCAAACCAUGUCAUGUUGAAUCAUCUUUAUGCUCUCUCAAUCAAG
This is a messenger RNA of Saccoglossus kowalevskii, 1113 nucleotides long. RefSeq names its product 5'-AMP-activated protein kinase subunit beta-2-like. Gene Ontology annotation, biological process: signal transduction. Gene Ontology annotation, cellular component: cytoplasm; nucleus; nucleotide-activated protein kinase complex. Lineage: Eukaryota; Metazoa; Hemichordata; Enteropneusta; Harrimaniidae. Gene Ontology annotation, molecular function: protein kinase binding. The record is from RefSeq and is a predicted model, not a curated record.